Molecule: messenger RNA, 581 nt
Organism: Lolium rigidum
Lineage: Eukaryota; Viridiplantae; Streptophyta; Magnoliopsida; Poales; Poaceae
Exons: 6
Coding region: 168-581 (137 amino acids)
Source: RefSeq, a predicted model, not a curated record
UAGAGUUGGGUGCUUGUAUUUUUCUUUCAUACCUUGUCUUAACUACCGGAGAGCCAACAUAUCAAGGCAACGUGAACAACUCUGCAAGCAAGACCAUUGUGAACGAACUUGGAGAAGUCUUUGAUUGUGUUGAUAUCUACCGACAACCAGCUUUUGAUCAUCCGUUGAUGAAGAACCAUGUGCUGCAGAUGAAGCCAAGCUCUUAUCCAAAAGGUUUCCCCUUCAAAUAUUCAUCGGCAACUAAUACUACAAAGGCACAACUAGGACGGAUUCCAUGCCCUGCAGGAACUAUUCCAGUAUUACGAAAUAAUAGUGUCGAACGCUUGCCGCAAGAUUUUUCUACCAUUUUGGGAGGCCAGCUGGCCAUAAUCUCAACAUCAGAUAACAUUUAUGGAGCGCAUGCAUCAUUUAGUAUAUGGAAGCCAGUGGUGAAAGGAUAUGGAGAUAUUAGUGCAACAGUCAUGAACGUGUUAAAUGGUCGCCCUGGAGAAGGUCUGGAGGGGAUUGGUGCUGGUUCAUUGGUAUCCAGUAUUUUUGGAGAUCGGUUUGCAAGGUUCCAUGUCUGGGGAAUUGCAGAAUAA